This is a messenger RNA of Colletotrichum siamense, 1767 nucleotides long. RefSeq lists its product as uncharacterized. The record is from RefSeq and is a predicted model, not a curated record. NCBI's taxonomy places the organism in Eukaryota, Fungi, Ascomycota, Sordariomycetes, Glomerellales, Glomerellaceae. The transcript has a single exon. The coding region runs from base 1 to 1767 and encodes 588 amino acids.
AUGCAUCAGCCUCCGCCCGCUGAUCAGUCGACCUUCGACUCACAGGCGCGGUACAACCUUCAAGCCACGGAAGAUGUCGACGACGAGCAGCAUUUUGUCGAGGAGGAGAAGAAGCGGACCAUCCAGUUGCCUAAAAGACCAAACUACAAGCCGAAGCCGUUGCGAUGGCCGUUCAUUACUGUCGUUAUUCUUCUGCUCGGGAUCCUCAUGGCUUUGGUCAUUGUCGCCAGGACGACGAUGCCUAAUUCUGACAGCACGGCGACCAUUGAACCCAGGCAUAUCUUAAUGUACCGGCAAAAUGGAACUUCAGAUGGGCAGUCAACAUCGACCGAUCCACCGCCGUCAACGUCCCCGGCCGAAACCAACUCGACACCGGCAACGUCCUCCUCCACGGCAACUGCUGUGCCGAGUACUUCGACUGUAGCGAACCUCCCUAUCAGUACCGGCCCCGACCUACCAACAAGUUCUGGAUCUCAAACUCAGGCAACAUCAGAACAGCCAUUACGGGCCUCGGAGUCAUCCACAUUGCCUAGUCGCUCUAUCUUAGAGGUGUCAUCUCCAGAAGUGCCAUCUUCAGAAAAGCAGGAAGUCGUGCCCACUUCAGAUCACGCCGUGGUAGCACCUGACCAACCGACCAUCACUGUGAUUCCGGAGUCAAAUCCGUCUGACGAGACUGUUCGGGCGUCUUCGAAGAACCCUAUUACCACUGCGGCUCCGGAGCCAACGGACUCGACAUCAUUCUCAUCGAAGACUAUGGUGGAGACCACAAGCACUGCUUCUGAGACACAAACUACAUCCUCUAUCAAUUCGAAAGACAGCAUUGUAUCAACAGGUCCAGAAUCCAGCUCUACAACCGCCAAGACAGGAACAACAAGCAGUUCAGACAACGAGUCAAAGUCUGCGUCGUCGACAAAGUCAGAACGCAGUGCUGACGCAACUUCAUCAAGCACAGGCCGUCGAGGGAAAGAGGGUCCGGCCAUCACCGAUACGACUUCUGGAUCCGAGAUCACGUCGUUCACGUCAAGUACCAGCCGCGGUCGGUUCAAAUUGCCUGUUAUCACCAGCGAAUUCACAACAACCAUCACCAAACCUGGUUCCACUACCACAUACACCAACGAGGUCACCAUCCAUGUGCCUUCAACCUUCACGUCAACCGGAAAGACAACGAUACCCGGAACCCAAGGCGUAACGACGUACACAGACGUCCGCACAACCAGCGUACCGCGUACCAUCACGAGAUCGGGCGUGGCGAGCUUCCCCCACGUGACAAUAAUACCAGUCAAACCAACGAUAACUAGUAUCCAAACCAUUAACCACGAGCCGACCGUAUCGGAAGUCGUGGAGACCUCCUUUGAGCCCACAGAAAUCACGUACACCUCGACGUCCGCUUUUACCGUGCCACCACGCACAAGCGAUGUUACUUCCGUCAUCGUCAGUGCCGUGCCGUCAACGGUCGCAUCCGUCGUCACAAGUACAAGCCCUCCUCAGGUCUAUGUGUCAGUGGGAACCACCGAGAUUACCAAGUUCAUCACCGUCCCUGGUGGGAACCGAGGCAACGAGCCGCAGACCCAGCCUCCAGUCUUUCAGGUCAUUACCAGCGUUUACGACGGAAAGGUCGAAACAUUUGUGGACAAGGGCACCCUUCCACACUCAAUCCAGCAGGGGCCGGCGCAUUCAAAGAGAUGGCCACCACGAUUAACGGAAAGGCGACCGUCGUCAACGUUCCUGUCACUCAGGAACCAGUACUACUGGCUGUACAGACCAUAA